AUUUGACGCAAUGUACAAGUCAUACCAUGCUCACUUCGAAUGUAGAUGCGGCGUCUGCCUCCACUGAAUCCGACGAAGAAUUCACUCCUCUCAGGUGUUGGGACUGCAACGUAAACUUCACAAACAAACAUUACCUGUAUGCCCAUCUCUUCCACCAUAUAAAGCAACCGCACAUCAUUUUGGAACGUACCCAGCUGCCGCCUCUCAAAAUUACACUGAAAAAUAAAAGCGGUAACAGCUUCGAAAUAAUCAGCUCCCCGACACAUCUGGGGUCGCCGCUGAACAGCCCUUCGCACAAUUCAACUAAAUCCCAGAGCUCUCCGCUCGACCCUUCGUCCCAAAAUCUUUCGGAAUCAGCCUCCAAUCUGGCAGAGAUAAAGAAAGAGAAUACCGACGAGGAAACCACGCAGUCGGAGCCAAAAUCCUUGGCGGAAGAACAUAACUCGAACGAAGAGCGAGUUACUUUCUCGCCAGGAUUCGAUAGUGCCAAGGAACUCGGAUCCCAUCAUGGUUCCCCAGUUCCUAGCGACUCUGGAACUUCCGGUUCCGUGGAUAAACCAAACAACAGUACAAUUACCACUGACAGCAUUCUCAACACCAACUCCAACAGUGAGAGCAAUGCUUCUGAAUACGGAAGCAUUCCGGGCGCAGAACCCACACCUCCUCCAGAACCUACUGUUGAUUAUCCCAAGAUCAGAAUUAAAACUACCGGAUUGCUGAAGGAAUCUCUCACAAUAACAGAAAUCACGGACGAUAAUCCCGAUGGAGAUCCCAGUUUCAGAAGCUUAUUUUUAGAUCAAAAUGAUAGUUCCAAUUUGUGGUCAACACCUUCCCUAGAGGAUCCAUUAAAAUUGCCUGACAACGAUGACAACAGCAUAUUAUCACUCUUCAACAAUAAUGAGAGGGCAAAAGAUUUGGGCUUCCAUUCAAGUGACAAUGAAUUCAUAUCUCUUGAUCGCCUUGAAGAGAGGAAUAGAGGGGCAAUGCAACUCUACAAUUCAUCUUCACAGGCCUCAAAUCCGUUGGAUUCUCUAACUGGUCUACCUAUGCAAGCUUUAGCACAGCAGGUAUCUCGAUUGCAACCUUCUGGAAAUGGAAUGCAUCAACAAAAUGUUUUGAUAAAUAUCCAGCAAUUUCCAUCAGGACCUCCACAACCAUCUUAUCAACCACCUCCAAUGUACCCAUAUCCGCCACAACCAAUGCAUCAGCCCUACCAAUAUCAUUCUUCAUACAGGCCUCCAAAUCCCAUGUACUACCCGCCAGGACCUCCAGGAUAUCCCCCACAACAUAUGCCCCCUCCUCCCCAACCGCAGCUCACCCAAUUAGGGCAGACACCCAUGAAUCAGCAGCAAAUGGGUCACCCUCCGAUGAAUCAGCCUCCUAUGAAUCAGAACCAAAUGCCACCCACUUCACAGCCGCAAAAUAUGAAUCAGCCCAUGCAACAACAACAGCAGCAGCAACCACAACAACAGCAAUCGACACCGUACAGACAGCCCAUGCCUCCCAGACAAAUUCCGCCUAGGCCACAGGCGCCUGGAAACAGAAUGCCGAAUGGGCCAAGACCAACUAUGGGUCAACGUCAACCUCUAACACGUCAAAGGGCUCCUAUGAUGAGACCAAGAAGUGGAGUAGGCAUGACUGCAUUGAGAACAGUCAGGCCGAGAAUGCCGAACGCUCCCAAUGGUAUUCGCCAGCAACCAUCUCCAGUGAAACGAACCCCAGAACAAAUGCAGCAACUGCAGGCUAAAAAGAAGCGGUUUGAUAUGCUGACUCCUGAUAAAGAUGACGACGACUGUCAGGUGAUUUGUAUGCAGCCAAAGAAUACUGAUGGAGGUCUGCCACAGAUAGAAAGUGUACAGGGUGGUACCCCCGAACCUGCGGAGAGCAGCAUUAUGCAUCUUUCCGAUUCCAUUACACUAAGUGUUAGAAAUCCUCCACCAAAACCUGCCAGUCCGAAGAAAUCAGAUGCCAAAGCUGUUGCAAAUAUUUUGGCGACAAGAGGUAUAACAGUAACAGCUACGGCUAAACCAAAAGAAAAGGUAGAAUCUCCUCAGAAAUCACCCACUUUGCCUUCUUCUUUGAAUCUUAACGGAGCUGUCAGUAUUAUUCCAGCUGCUAAAAGUAAUGGAACAUCUAAGCCAACAAGUGAAUCUCUGCCUACUGUAGACCUAACUGAUGACACGGGACCAGCACAAUCGCAGUCCAAUUCACCCCAAAAGCAAAGACCGGGCCUACCCUAUCGUUGUGAUCUCUGUCCAGCUCAAUAUCCUAAUGCAAUGGGUCUCAACAAACAUAGACAGACUUAUCAUAAAACUUCAAGCGGCAUGGCUGAGUUAGGGAUACCUCUGGUAAACCUCAAAACCCCUGGUAUUUUACAAAAGCUAACUGCGAUGGGUAUUAAUAACUACAUUCCUCUUCCAUCUCCUGGCGUUGAUGGCACCUUCGCUCUUCCAGUGAUCAAUACACGUAGCCCUAGUAAUGUGGCCAAUAUUGGGGCUACCACGAUGCUAUCUUUGGGCCCUAUUAGAAAUAUACCAAAACCUCAAAACAAUAUAAAUGCUGCUAAGCAGCUGAAUAAUCAAAAAUCUUAACUUACAUUCUGUGAAUGUUUUGUAUAUAUUUUGUACAGAUAGUUAUAUGUAUUUGUAGUUAACUUUAAUGGAGUUUUUAAUAUUUUCUGUUAUCUGAAGAUUAUUAUUUAUUUAUUUCGAAAAUAUUUUUCUAUAGACUGACUUGUGAAUUAGUGUAUAUCCUACAGUGUUCCUGAUUCAACUGUAAAUGAUGUGGGGCAAGUCAGAUUCUUUGUAUUCAAUAGUUGUGGUUUUCAAACUCCAUUAGCGCUCAAGUAUUUUUCAAACGAGACAUUUUACAAAAAAUAAUUUAGAAAAUGACAAAAUGUGUUUCAAAGUAUUCAUUUUGAGAUUGCUCAAUUUUUCCGUUAACCAGUUUUUGGCUUCCCCAUAAACAGUAACUUACUCCUUAUAACUCAGAUUGAUGAAUUUGGAAUCAACAUUUAAAAGGAAAGAUCAUCGCCUAUCCUUAGCCUAACUCAUGAGCCUCUAGAAGACUUCUGAAGUUGAUGGUGGCAGUGAAACACAAUACAAAUCUAGCUACAUAUUGUUUCACUGAAAUAUUUAGUCAUAUGAUGAUUUGGAUUGAUUCCAAUAAGCCAAAUAUAUCUUUUGGAUAUCAUCACAAAAAUUUCAUAUAAUUUGAAAUCUCUAUGUGCAAAGCACAUCUAGUACUAGAAAUUAUUUAAAAAGGCUUCACUGUGGUCUGUUCCAUCAUGGAUAGAUUUUUAAUUGGAAGUCAUAUACUAGAGCUUUGUGAGAAAUUAUUAUGAGUAUCGUUUUAGAAAAAGGAAGAUUCUUUAUUAAUAUCAUUUUCUUGUUAUCAUUUUUUGCAGAACACGUUCUGUUUCACAGGUUGUAACUAAAAGACAACAGGCAUAAUUGAAUCUUGUUUCUGUAUACAUGUUUCAUGUUCAUCAAAAAACUUUUUGGGGCAAACUGGGUUAUAAUGUGCGAUAACUCAUCCAGUUGAGAUCAGUAACAGUCAGACAUUUUUCAUCUAGUGAUGGUGAUAAUUUAUUAAUUCGUUCAAUUAUCACAAGACCCUCAAAUGAGUCUACCUCAGGAACUGAAAACCAUUACUAUGUCCGAAUAGCCAGCGUGACCGUACAGUUAAGUCAAGUACACUGUGACUUGUUUAUAUACGUGCAAUUUACAUUAGAAUAUUAGUUUUUGUAAAAUGGAUACUACUAUUUAUUUUAGGAUUAUAUUGAAAGUGUCCCUAAAUUUUGUGAAAUAAACCUUCUGUUUUC
This is a messenger RNA of Leptinotarsa decemlineata (Colorado potato beetle), 3823 nucleotides long. RefSeq lists its product as uncharacterized. The record is from RefSeq and is a predicted model, not a curated record. NCBI's taxonomy places the organism in Eukaryota, Metazoa, Arthropoda, Insecta, Coleoptera, Chrysomelidae.